AGACGGGGUUUCACUGUGUUAGCCAGGAUGGUCUCAAUCUCCUGACCUCGUGAUCUGCCCGCCUCGGCCUCCCAAAGUGCUGUGAUUACAGGCAUGAGCCACCGCGCCCGGCUGCCUCUUCUUUUUUUCACGUGGAGAAAUUCCAGCCACGAGAGAAGACACAAAUUGAGUUAGAGCCAGAGCCCAGACCAGGACUGAAAUUGUCUCCCUCUCAUCCUGUGCUCCUUCUGUCACUCCAUCUGUUUUUCAUUCUUUUACUGACAGCAGAGAGGCAGCCUCUGCGAAGUUGCUUGUUGAUGAUGACAGACAUAUUGCCCUCCUUUUACCAUGUGGUGGGUGGUAAACAGUGUCAUGUCCUGUUCUUGUUUCUCAAUGAUCAGGUUUGCCUGAUUUGGACUAAAAAAAGUUCUAUGAUUUUUUUUUUUUUUUUUUUUUUUUGAGACAGAGUAUUGCUGUGUUGAUGAGGCUGGAGUGCAGUGGCGCAAUUUCAGCUCACUGCAACCUCCGACUCCUGGUUUCAAGCGAUUCUCCUGCUGCAGCCUCCCAAGUAGCUGGGAUUGCAGGCGCCCGCCACCACACCCAGCUAAUUUUUGUAUGUUUAGUAGAGAUGGGGUUUCGCUAUGUUGCUGAGGCUGGUCUUGAGCUGCUGACCUCGUGAUCCGCCUGCCUCGGCCUCCCAAGAUGCUGGGAUUACUGGCGUGAGCCACUGCGCCGGGCCAGUUCUGUGAUUUUUGAUCAGAGUUGGUUCAGUUCCUCAGUAUUUAUCAGAAAGCAUCCUAGGAUCUGGAGCCACCAGACUGAAGAGUGUUUACUGUGUGUUGGGCAAAACAUGAUCAGGACUUUAGAAGUUUCAGUGAGCUGUGAGAAAGACACAGUUGCUUCAUGGUGGAGGGAGCUAAAUCUGGACUUGACAGGCCCAGUAGAAUUUCCGCAAGUGGAUAUGAGGGAGAUAGGCAGGGAGAGGAUAUUCCCAAGAGAAGAAAUCAUCCUGAGAUGUUUGCACAAAUGGUUUAGGCCAAAAAGAAAGAAAAAUUGUACUGGGAAAGACAUGGGGCUGGGGAAUUAGGGCACAUUCAAGGAAGGAGGAGCAAGCCUGGGUAGUUUACAAACAGGCUUUGUUCCUGUUGAAAGGAUCAGGAGAAAAAUAGAAUAGGUUUUAUGAUGGGACAUGGUGAGAGGCUAAGUGAGGGUCAGAGGUCUUUUUUUUUUUUUCUUCUGAGAUGGAGUCUCGCUCUGUUGCCCAGGCUGGAGGGCAGUGGCAUGAUCUCGGCUCACUGCAACCUUCGCCUCCUGGGUUCAGUCUCCCAAGUAGCUGAGACUACAGGGUGUGCACCACCUUGCCCAGCUAAUUUUUUGUAUUUUUAGUAGAUAUGGGGUUUCACCAUGUUGGCCAGGCUGGUCUUGAACUCCUGACCUCAAGUGAUCCUCCCGUCUUGGCCUCCUAAAGUGCUGGGAUUACAGGUGUGAGAUCGUGCCCGGCCUAGUGUCAGAGGUCUUGAGUGCAGUGUCAUUGAUUUUGGAUUUUAUUCUGUAGGUGUUUGGCUUUUUUACUGAGGAAAGAAAAAUUCACAGUGCACCUCUAAGUAAUCACUCCCCCUAUAUAACCCAUCAACUGAGGGAGAAAUAAAGCAGAAAGAUCCUUGAGGAAAAUUUGAGUAAGAGGAAAAAAGUUAUAGAUAUUUUAAGAAAUAUUAUGGAAAAAUGCUGUUAGGAAUGAGAACUACUGUAUAUAUUUCACAGAAACCUGGUUUUUUGUUUUUGUUUUUGUUUUGAGACAGGGUCUCACUCUGUUACCCACACUGAAGUACAGUGGCAUGGAUCAAGGCUCACUGCAGUCUCAAGUUCCAAGGCUCAAGCCAUCCUCCUGUCUCAGCCCCCCUAGUAGCUGGGACUACAGGCGUGCACCACCAUGCCUGGCUAAUAUUUUUGAAUUUUAGUAGAGAUGAGGUCUUGAUAUGUUGCCCAGGCUGGUCUCCAACUCCUGAGCUCAAGCGAUCGUCCCACCUUGGCCUUCUAAAGUACUGGGAUUACAGGUGUGAGCCACUGCAACAGGUCAAGUUUUUUUUUUUUCUUUCUUCUUUCUUUUUUUGAGACAGACUCUCGCUCUGUCACCCAGGCUGGAGUGCGGUGAUGCGACCUCGGCUCACUGCAACCUCCGCCUCCUGGGUUCAAGCAAUUCUCCUGCCUCAACCUCCCGAGUAGCUGCGACUACAGGCGUGUGCAACUGUGCCCAGCUGAUUUUUGUAUUUUUAGUAGAGACGGGGUUUCACCAUGUUGGCCAGACUGGUCUCAAACUCCUUGGCCAGACUGGUCUUGAACUCCUGACCUCGUGAUCUGCCCACCUUGGCCUCCCAAAGUGCUGAGAUUACAGGCGUGAGCUACCGCACUCGCCAAUUUUGUUUUUUUUUUUUCUUAACUUUUGAGACUUCUUCCAGGAAAGACCUGGUUUGGUUUUUAUUUUUUAUUUAUUUUUUUGAGACAGAGCCUCGCUUUGUUGCCCAGGCUGGAGUGCAGUGGUGUAAUCUCGGCUCACUGCAACCUCCGCCUCCUGGGUUCAAGCCACUCUCCUGCCUCAACCUCCUGAGUAGCUGGGAUUAAGGCGCCCACCUACCUCGCCUGGCUAAUUUUUUUUUUUUUUUGGAGACGGAAUUUUGCUCUUAUUGCUCAGGCUGGAGUGCAAUGGCGUGAUCUCGGCUCACCGCAACCUCCACCAACCUAGUUCAAGUGAUUCUCCUGCCUCAGCCUCUCGAGUACCUGGGAUUACAGGCGCCUACAACCACGCCCCGCUAAUUUUGUAUUUUUAUUUGAGAUGGGGUUUCUCUAUGUUGGUCAGGCUGGUCUCGAACUCCUGACCUCAGGUGAUCCACCUGCCUCAGCCUCCUAAAGUGCUGGGAUUAUAGGUGUUAGCCACUGCACCCAGCCAGCCAAGGUUUUUUUUUUUUUUUGAGAUGGAGUCUUGCUCUGUCGCCCAGGCUGGAGUGCAGUGGCGCGAACUCUGCUCACUGCAAGCUCCGCCUCCCAGGUUCACGCCAUUCUCCUGCCUCAGCCUCCCGAGUAGCUGGGACUACAGGCGCCCGCCAUCAUGCCCGGCUAAUUUUUUUUGUAUUUUUUAGUAGAGACAGAGUUUCACCGUGUUAGCCAGGAUGGUCUCGAUCUCCUGACCUCAUGAUCCGCCCGCCUCGGCCUCCCAAAGUGCUGGGAUUACAGGCGUGAGCCACCGCGUCUGGCCUCAGCCAAGGUUUUUAAGUAACAUAUUUCAGCAUUGGCUCUACAGCGUUGCAGAACAUGAACGAUUGGAUGCCCAUCGCCAAGGAGUAUGAUCCACUCAAAGCGGGCAGCAUUGAUGGCACCGAUGAAGACCCACACGACCGCGCGGUCUGGAGGGCAAUGCUGGCACGAUAUGUCCCCAACAAAGGUGUCAUAGGAGAUCCCCUCCUCACCCUGUUUGUGGCCAGACUAAACUUGCAGACCAAGGAGGACAAAUUAAAGGAAGUCUUUUCCCGCUAUGGUGACAUUCGGCGGCUUCGGCUGGUCAGGGACUUGGUCACAGGCUUUUCAAAGGGCUACGCCUUCAUCGAAUACAAGGAGGAGCGUGCCGUGAUCAAAGCUUACCGAGAUGCUGAUGGCCUGGUUAUUGACCAGCAUGAGAUAUUUGUGGACUACGAGCUGGAAAGGACUCUCAAAGGGUGGAUCCCUCGGCGACUUGGAGGCGGUCUUGGGGGAAAAAAGGAGUCUGGGCAACUGAGAUUUGGGGGACGGGACCGGCCUUUUCGAAAACCUAUUAACUUGCCAGUCGUUAAAAACGACCUCUAUAGAGAGGGAAAACGGGAAAGGCGGGAGCGAUCUCGAUCCCGAGAAAGACACUGGGACUCGAGGACAAGGGAUCGAGACCAUGACAGGGGCCGGGAGAAGAGAUGGCAAGAAAGAGAGCCGACCAGGGUGUGGCCCGACAAUGAGUGGGAGAGAGAGAGGGACUUCAGAGAUGACAGGAUCAAGGGGAGGGAGAAGAAGGAAAGAGGCAAGUAGAGGCCCAACAGCAGAACCCCAAAGUGAAGUUACAGUGGAAAUGAGUGGAGGGGGAUUGUCUUUCAACGCAGCGUGAGUCUAAUGGUUGAAUAAAACUUACUGAUGAUCA
Pan troglodytes (chimpanzee) is the source of this 4135-nucleotide messenger RNA. It is a transcript of the gene SNRNP35, whose product is annotated as small nuclear ribonucleoprotein U11/U12 subunit 35. Gene Ontology annotation, molecular function: mRNA binding; snRNA binding. Gene Ontology annotation, biological process: mRNA splicing, via spliceosome. The record is from RefSeq and is a predicted model, not a curated record. Lineage: Eukaryota; Metazoa; Chordata; Mammalia; Primates; Hominidae. Gene Ontology annotation, cellular component: precatalytic spliceosome; U12-type spliceosomal complex. The coding region runs from base 3286 to 4026 and encodes 246 amino acids. The transcript has 2 exons.